Messenger RNA from Cryphonectria parasitica EP155, 756 nucleotides. RefSeq lists its product as uncharacterized. Gene Ontology annotation, biological process: vacuolar proton-transporting V-type ATPase complex assembly. Gene Ontology annotation, cellular component: endomembrane system. Lineage: Eukaryota; Fungi; Ascomycota; Sordariomycetes; Diaporthales; Cryphonectriaceae. Bases 1 to 756 code for a protein of 251 amino acids. The transcript is spliced from 3 exons. The record is from RefSeq and is a predicted model, not a curated record.
AUGGUGCUCCUCACAAUGACACCCUCCAUUGUGGAGGCGAUACGGAAGAGGGACGGUGGAACACCUCAAAACAAGCCAGCCGUCGAGGGCGACGGGCCACCGCUUGAUGAACCAGCAGCUGGCAAGCCCAUCUCUCAUGGACAGAUUGUCGAGCUGUGGAAGGAUCUGAGGGAUGCCGAUGGGCUCAGGUUCAGCCUCGAGCUUCUUCUACGGGGCUCGAGGGUGUAUAACCCACCACCGCCUCCCAAGCCAGAACAGACUCCCGAGUACAAAGCCCUUAUGGCCCGCCUCCGCCGCGAAGAAGAAGAGCGCAAAUACCAGCGCAUGGUCAAUAACCCCUACACGGGCAUGCCCUCGUUCAACCCCAAUCCGUCCUACACCUCUUCCCUCGCCCAGUCCUUCGCCGAGGUCAACCGGCCCCUGAACAAAGCCGACGAGGGCGAUGACGACGUUACCUUCAACGAGGUCCACCGACAGGUUGUGCUGGUGAUCAACUUCCUGGUGACCAUCUUUGGCUGCGCCGCGACGCUGUGGGUCCUGGGACGUUGGUGGAGUACGCCGGCCAGACUAUUUCUGACCCUAGGCGGGAGUAUUGUUGUGGCGAUCGCGGAGGUUGGUGUAUAUUAUGGAUAUAUAUGGCAUCUAGGCGAGGCCAAGAAGAAGGAGGGGAAGGUGAAGGAAGUGAAAGAAGUGUUGGAGACUUGGGUGGUCGGAAAGGAGGAAGAACCCAAAGAUAUGCAGAGGGGGCCAAGGUGA